AUGCCGCCUAUCAUCGAUAUCACAAAAGACUUGUCGGCACUCUUCUCCGACCAGGUCAAAGCUACUCCAGGCGCUGUUGCUCUGGAAGACGAACACAACACCUACACCUAUCAAGAGCUAGACGAGAAAGUCGAGCGUCUCUCUCGUCGUCUGCGAAAUUAUGGCGUUCAUCGCGACAGUCUUGUUGGGGUUCUUUUGCCUCGCAGUGCCAACUACGUCAUAGCUUGUCUCGCAGCACUCCGAGCGGGAGGUGCUUUCCUCGUGCUUGAGCUCGCUUAUCCGCCAGACUUGUUAGCAGAUGUCAUUGAAGAUGCCAAUCCAGCUGUCGUCGUGACAUAUAGAGCCGAGGUUGGCAAGAUCAAGCAAGGUGUUCCUCUCAUUGCUCUCGACGAUGAGACAUCAACAGAGGACGUCAACGGGCAUGCAAAGGAGCCAGCUCCAUUGCCCUCUCGAAACGAUUUGGACCGACUCGCAUUCGUGGCUUACUCUUCUGGCACCACUGGCAAGCCCAAGGGAAUCGCAAACCCUCACAGCGCACCUGUUCUCUCAUACAAUCUGAGAUUCGGCCUCCAAGAUCAAAAACCCGGAGACCGUGUUGCAUGUAAUGUCUUUUUCAUCUGGGAAAUCUUGCGACCCCUUCUCCGAGGUGCCACUGUGGUUGCCGUGCCAGAUGAGGCAAGUUACGAUCCGGUGGCUCUUGUUGACUUGCUAUCUGCCAAGAAGAUCACCGAAACUCUCAUGACUCCAACCCUGCUGGCCACUGUUCUUGCUCGACAUCCGGAGAUCGGAAAGCGUUUGCCAGACCUACGCACUCUGUGGCUCAAUGGUGAAGUAGUCACUGCCGACCUUGCACGUCGAGCUCUCAAAGCUCUUCCCAACGCACGUUUGCUCAACUGUUAUAGCGCUUGUGAAACACAUGAGAUUGCUUGUGGAGACAUCAGCCAGAUCCUCGACGAUGAAGCCGUUUACUGCCCUGUCGGUCCGUCUAUGGUUCCGAGGCACACCUACAUUUUGGACGAGAGCGGGCAGAAAGUGGACGAUGGCGUCAGUGGAGAACUCUUCGUCGGCGGUCCAUUGCUAGCUCGUGGCUACAUCAAUCGACCCGAAACGACAGCCAGAGCCUUCAUCCCCAAUCCCUAUGAUUCGACUCCGGGAUCAAGAAUGUACAGAACUGGAGAUCUGGCAAGGUUGCUACCAUCUGGCUCUCUUGAGAUCACUGGUCGUGUUGGGGCCAUGAUCAAACUUCGGGGCUAUUCCGUGGUACCUGGAAAGGUUCAGAAUGCCAUCAUCAAAAAUCUUGCCGUCAGCCAUUGUGCAGUCGUGGCUCACGGAGAAGGCCUCGAUCGUCAAUUGGUUGGCUACAUCGUUCCCGACAAAGAGCCUGGAGACCGUCCAGUUGUGGAGAUCAACGACGCUGGUCACAGUCCUUCGACACGACGGAUUCUUUCUCCUUUCUUGGCUCAUUACAUGAUCCCAUCACUUUGGGUUGAGAUGGCAGAACUUCCCACCCACGAAGUCUCCGGCAAGGCUGACAUCAAAAAUCUUCCUGCUCCUCCCACUGGGACUCCCAGACCCAAUGGCCAUAAAGUUGAGCAGGAUCCAAUUGGCAUCGAAGACAUUGCUGAAAUAUGGGCUGCAACACUAAAGCUAGCCAAGACCAACAUUACUCCAGAGCACAACUUUUUCGAUCUCGGCGGUCAUUCGUUGUCGUUGGCAGACCUUGCCUCACGACUAUCACGAAACUUUGGCUUUCGCAUCCCGCUUGCUCGACUUGUCGACCCUCCAACUCUAAAUGGCCAUUUGGAGACCGUCAGAGCUGUAAGAGAUGGUCAUACAGCAGCAGUCCAAGCCGACUUGCCCAACAUCUUACGCGCCGAUUCCGUGCUUGAUAAAGAUAUUCAACCAUUACCAGGAACAAAAAUCACGUCAAUUAGUAAAGCAAACACUGUCCUAUUGACGGGUGUGACAGGUUUCUUGGGUGCAUUUCUUCUCAAUGACUUAUUGGAGAACACCUCAGCACGAAUCAUCUGUCUCGUCCGUUUCAGCGAUCCUUCAGGUGAGGAUCAACCCGGUGGUAUUGCGAGAAUACGAAGGAAUCUCCUCGAUUUUGGUCUCUGGCGAGACUCGAUCAUGGAGCGAGUGGAGAUUCUUCCAGGAAACUUGUCCCGAAAACGAUUCGGACUGUCAUCGGAGAAAUUCGAAGAGCUGGCGAAACAGCUUGAUGUCAUUGUGCAUGCAGGCGCGACUGUCAAUCUCGUGUAUCCCUAUGCAGCUUUGCGUGGUGCAAAUGUUGGCGGCACGAGGGAAGUUCUUCGACUAGCAGGGCUGGGUGGUGCAACGGUGCAAUACGUAUCCACCAAUGGCGUCCUGCCACCUUCACAAGAGGGUUGGCCGGAAGACAAGAUGCUUGACGUCGAGGAUGUUCCGGAAAAGCUUCUCGACGGAUAUGGUCAAACCAAAUGGGUAGCAGAACAACUCGCAGUCGAGGCCAAUCGUCGUGGAAUUCCCGUCAAAAUCCUUCGAGCAGGAACUAUCAGUGGUCACAGCUCCACAGGAGCCGCAAACGCGUGGGAUCUUUUGACGGCCUUGAUUGUGGAAUCUCUUCAUCUCGGUUACUUCCCCGAUGUUGAAGGUUGGCGCGCUGAGAUGACGCCUGUCGACUUUGUCAGCAGAGCUAUCACUCAUCUUGCAGACCAGGAUCAGGCCGAACAAACGGUCUUCCAUUUGGGUGACCCGGAUCCAGUGCCAACUCGGAAGGUUUUUGCUGACCUCAAUGAUUUGGGGUUCCCAACGAAACCUCUGGGCUUCGAGGAAUGGGUCGCACUUUGGAAUGAGAAACGGGGCUCGGUUAAGGGUGGAGAUGGUGCUUUCACAGUCGAUGUCCUUCGAAGUGGUAUGCCCAGUGUGGAAUUCCUACGGGAUAUUGUCGUGUUGAAUAACGAUCAAACACGACCAUUCCGCGCAGUCGUCCAACGGCCCAAGGUCGAUCAUGUUUUACUAGAAACUUACACUCGCCACUGGUUCGCUAGAGGCUGGCUACCACGGCCUCCAUCGGGACAAUUGUCUCAUGGCGGUGCUGCACAUGCACCACAAUUUGGGCCAUUGAGUGGGAAAGUGGCGGUGGUUACUGGUGCAUCUUCCGGCAUAGGGGCUGCUGUGGCUGCGGCUUUGGCAAAAGAAGGCUGUCACGUUGCGUUGGCGGCUCGAAGGCUAGAAGCUCUUGAAGCAGUCAAGCGAAGACUCGUGACAAGAGACGGCAAAGUCAUCCUUCGCUCAACCGAUGUGACGGACAAGAAACAAGUCGAAGCACUUUUCCAGGCAGCACAUGAUGAACUUGGACCGAUUGACAUUCUUGUCUCUUGUGCUGGCGUCAUGUACUUCACAAUGAUGGCAAAUGUGAAGACGGAUGAGUGGGAGCGAACAGUUGAUGUCAAUUGUAAAGGCCUUCUUCACUGUCUAUCGUCUACCAUUCCUGGUAUGCUCAAACGCGGCAGUGGUCACAUUGUUGCCAUUUCAUCCGACGCGGGAAGAAAGGUCUUCCCAGGCUUGGGUGUGUAUUCAGCAAGCAAGUUCUUCGUAGAGGCCACUUUACAAAGUCUUCGACUUGAGACUGCGGGGACAGGACUGCGUGUCACUAGUGUACAGCCUGGGAACACCGCCACCGAAUUGCUCGGUAUGUCCACAGACCAAGAAGCCAUCAAGAAAUACGGAGAGCCGACCGGGGCCCAGAUACUGGAUCCGGAAGAUGUUGCAAACUCGAUUGUCUAUGCAUUGAGGCAACCUGCACAUGUUGCUAUCAACGAAGUGCUGAUUGAGCCGAGAGACGAACCAAUAUGA
Exophiala bonariae is the source of this 3837-nucleotide messenger RNA. RefSeq lists its product as uncharacterized. The coding region runs from base 1 to 3837 and encodes 1278 amino acids. The transcript has a single exon. Gene Ontology annotation, molecular function: phosphopantetheine binding. Lineage: Eukaryota; Fungi; Ascomycota; Eurotiomycetes; Chaetothyriales; Herpotrichiellaceae. The record is from RefSeq and is a predicted model, not a curated record.